Molecule: messenger RNA, 234 nt
Organism: Gongylonema pulchrum
Lineage: Eukaryota; Metazoa; Nematoda; Chromadorea; Rhabditida; Gongylonematidae
Source: the annotation of a GenBank genome assembly
AUGGGCAUCCUGCUGCAUCAGUGUAGACAAUCUUACAGGCGCCUCCGGCGACGCAAUGCGCCUACACAAUACGUACAGGGGCCGAGAGUGCGGAUGCAUUUCAACAACAUCGAACUCUACAGCGGCACGCUGCACGAAUUGCAGCCAUCCCCCGACAGACUAUCUGCUCCAAACUGCGGAUCGUCGGAGAUGCGCGCGCUGCUUUCAUCGCCGAAAAAGCUUCCAGUUCAUUGA